AUGCUCACCCGCGUCGUUCGACCAACAGCGAAAGCGACCCUUCGAUCGGUCGUCGUAGCCGGCCAAACGACCAGCCCACGAACAUCACAGCAGCAGCGUGGAUUGGCGACCGUCCAGGACCCGCCCAAGCCUGCGCCACGAAAGACGACCUUUGGCGGACUGCAAGAUCAGGAUCGCAUCUUUUCGAAUGUGUACAGGACGGGCGAUCAUGGGAUCAAAGGGGCGAUGGUGCGUUGACCUGUGGCUUGCUUGUCUGGCUGGUUCGACUGAGGAGUGUGAGCGAGGCGGCGUGAGCGACGACCGGUCGAGGGCGUGGCAAAGGGGUUACACGAGGGUGGUGCAGCUUCGUCCGAGGCACGAGGAUUUUGUUUGGCUUCCACCGGCUGUAUGACCCUACAGUCGGUGGUGCAGGUGUAGCUCGAUGGUCGACUGACUCGCCCGUGACGUCUGCCGAUCGGAGCGGGCCACCGUGCGAACCUGUCCAUCGAAGCGCACUGCAGCCCAUCCACACGACUCGUGAUUCGGCCGACCUGAUUUCAAUCAUCAAAACCUCAUCCGGACUGAUCGGGUGUGUAUGGGAGGCUGACAUACCCCCUCAUUCUUCCCCUCCGGUGCCCUGUCGCGCUUCCCCGCUGGCUGCUCCUUCGACCACUCAGAAACGCGGCGAUUGGCACCGAACAAAAGACAUCAUCCUCAAGGGCGACUCGUGGUUGAUUCAGCAAAGUCAGUAUCAGCUUUUCAUGUGAUCUAAAUCCGACGAAAACGCCCAUGAGCUGACACGUAUACGACUUGCAAUCCAUUCUGCCCACCCGCCUUUACGCGCCAACCAGUCAAGGACUCGGGUCUUCGAGGUCGAGGUGGUGCCGGAUUCCCCUCCGGUCUCAAGUGGUCCUUCAUGUACGUCAAGACGAUGGGAGUAGACUGAGAUGAUGCAUCCUCUGACACUCGCCCGAUGACCCUUUACAGGAACAAGCCCAACUGGCAGGCCGACAAGCGACCGCGGUAUUUGGUCGUCAACGCCGAUGAGGGCGAACCCGGAACGUGGUCAGUCUGCACUCGGAAUUCAUCCAAAGUCGACCUCGCGCUCACGAGCAUCUGCGUCCUACAGUAAGGACCGAGAGAUCCUCCGUGGUGAUCCCCACAAGCUCAUCGAAGGCUGCCUUGUCGCCGGUCGCGCCAUGAACGCCAAUGCUGGUAGGUUACACUGAGCAGCAUCAUACAGUGUUCAGACACGUGCUGACUCCUCAUUCGAUUCUUUUGAUAGCCUACAUCUACAUCCGUGGCGAGUUCUUCAUGGAGUCGGACCACGUCCAGCAGGCGAUCGACGAGGCGUACAAGGCCGGCUUCAUCGGCAAGAACGCGUGCGGCUCCGGCUACGACUUUGACGUCUACCUGCACCGCGGCGCCGGCGCCUACAUCUGCGGUGAAGAGACGGCCUUGAUCGAGUCGAUCGAGGGAAAGCAGGGCAAGCCCCGACUGAAGCCCCCCUUUCCGGCCGACGUCGGCUUGUUCGGAUGCCCGACCACCGUCGCCAAUGUCGAGACCGUCGCCGUGGCGCCGACCAUCAUUCGCCGAGGUGCGAGCUGGUUCGCCGGUUUCGGUCGCGAGCGUAACCAGGGCACGAAGCUGUUCUGCAUCUCGGGCCACGUCAACAAGCCGUGCGUCGUCGAGGAGGAGAUGUCGAUCCCGUUGCAGGAACUCGUCGAGAAGCACUGCGGGGGUGUCCGAGGUGGAUGGGACAACUUGCUCGGCAUCGUCCCCGGUGGAUCGUCGGUUCCCGUCCUGCCCAAGAAUCAUUGCGAGGAGGCGUUGAUGGACUUUGACUCCUUGCGCGACUUGCAAUCCGGUCUCGGUACAGGUGCGGUGAUCGUCAUGGACAAGUCGACCGACAUCAUCCGUGCGAUCGCGCGUUUCGCCAAGUUCUACAAGCACGAGUCGUGCGGUCAAUGCACGCCUUGCCGAGAGGGCACGACCUGGUUGGAGAAGAUGAUGGACCGUAUGGUCGAAGGACGAGCACACGAGCGCGAGAUCGAGAUGCUGCAAGAGUUGACCAAGCAGAUUGAAGGGCACACGAUUUGCGCUUUGGGUGAUGCCGCUGCGUGGCCCGUGCAGGGUCUGUUGAGGCACUUCCGUCCCGAGGUCGAGGCUCGUAUCGCCCAGUACGCCGCUCGUAAUGGUCAGGUCUUGUUCGGUGGUCACUUGCGAAAGGAUGUCGAUCCUUCGAUCGCCGUGCCCAACAAUUUGGGUAUCUCGUUGCCCUUCCCUUCGACGACCAACUGA
Messenger RNA from Microbotryum saponariae, 2280 nucleotides. The record is from the annotation of a GenBank genome assembly. NCBI's taxonomy places the organism in Eukaryota, Fungi, Basidiomycota, Microbotryomycetes, Microbotryales, Microbotryaceae.